GGAGAUGUGAACGGCAUCGCGCCUCGAUUUUCGCAGAAGCUGGUCAAGUUUAUGCCUGAACCAAGAACCCAUGCCAGCGUAGGCCAUCCGGACAAGAAGAAGGAGACGGAUGAUUUCUGGCUCACCUUCGCUCCCGCAGGCUUUGGCUUACUCGACAUCAAGGAUUAUUCGCCAGGAAAGUACCCGAAGCUCGCGAAGCCGACAGUCAAAGAGGGUUACAAUGUUGUAGAUACCUCCAUGGCCCAUCAGCUGCAUUGUCUGCACAGCAUCAUGGACGCGUACAAUCAGAUGGCGCAAGGCCUUCCGCCACACCAUGGAGGGCAUAUGAUAAGAGAAGAAGAUCACUCGUGGCAUUUGGGCCACUGCUUUGAUUACAUUCGGCAAGGCAUAAUGUGCUGUGGAGAUACAGCACUUGAAGGAGCUGCGACUAUGUUUCCGGAAGGCAAGGAGGGCUCGGAUGGCUGGAACACAUACCAUGUCUGCAAGUCUUAUCCUGAAGUCAAAGGGUGGAUCGAG
Molecule: messenger RNA, 516 nt
Organism: Pseudocercospora fijiensis CIRAD86
Lineage: Eukaryota; Fungi; Ascomycota; Dothideomycetes; Mycosphaerellales; Mycosphaerellaceae
Exons: 1
Biological process (GO): mycotoxin biosynthetic process
Source: RefSeq, a predicted model, not a curated record